Nicotiana attenuata is the source of this 1047-nucleotide messenger RNA. Its product is annotated as MOB kinase activator-like 1A. Gene Ontology annotation, cellular component: nucleus; cytoplasm. The transcript has 7 exons. Gene Ontology annotation, biological process: signal transduction; positive regulation of protein phosphorylation. The record is from RefSeq and is a predicted model, not a curated record. NCBI's taxonomy places the organism in Eukaryota, Viridiplantae, Streptophyta, Magnoliopsida, Solanales, Solanaceae. Gene Ontology annotation, molecular function: protein kinase activator activity. The coding region runs from base 92 to 739 and encodes 215 amino acids.
AACCCCCCCCCCCCCCCUCCUGUUGGGCAGCUUUAAACUUCAAAGAUCCAAACUUUUUUGAAUUUCUCUUUCCCAAUAUCUAAAAUUAAUCAUGAGUCUUUUUGGUCUUGGAAGGAACCAGAGAACAUUCCGGCCCAAAAAAAGUGCACCUUCAGGGAGUAAGGGGGCACAGUUAAGGAAGCAUAUUGAUGCCACGUUAGGUAGUGGAAACUUGAGAGAGGCUGUAAGGCUCCCCCCAGGCGAAGAUAUUAAUGAAUGGCUUGCUGUCAACACUGUUGAUUUCUUCAACCAGGUGAAUCUACUUUAUGGCACCCUGACUGAGUUCUGUACGCCAGAGAACUGCCCUACAAUGACUGCAGGCCCUAAGUAUGAGUACAGAUGGGCUGAUGGUGUACAAAUUAAGAAGCCUAUUGAAGUUUCGGCUCCAAAAUACGUUGAGUAUUUGAUGGACUGGAUUGAAACUCAAUUGGAUGACGAAUCUAUAUUUCCUCAGAGGCUCGGUGCACCAUUUCCAUCUAACUUCAAGGAUGUCGUGAAGACAAUUUUUAAGCGCCUCUUUCGUGUAUAUGCACAUAUCUAUCACUCCCAUUUUCAGAAAAUCGUGAGUCUUAAGGAGGAGGCCCAUUUGAAUACAUGCUUUAAGCAUUUCAUACUCUUCACCCAUGAAUUUGGACUGAUUGACAAGAAGGAGCUGGCUCCACUCCAAGAGAUUAUAGAAUCCAUCAUUGUCCCUUACUAAACAUGAUAUUGUAUUUUGCUGCUAAGUCUGGAACUAAAUAGCCAUAAUAUAAUGAAGUUUGUCGUUAAUCAUCCAAAGUAUAUAGCCUCAGGUGGCCUUUCAAGUGUUUGAUGAUGUAUAACGUGUUGUAUGGUUGUAGCUUUUCUAUAUUGUUUUCAGGGGAAAUCCUCUUGUACAACCAAAUGAAGAGCAAACAAAUAGCAGCUGGACAAAAUUAAAGUACAGUUAUAGACACUAAUGUUUCUUUUUGCUUAACGAUCAUCAGGCUGUAGGUGUUGUUUCAUACUGGAAACAUGUGUUCUCUCUUC